AUGCAUUUAAAAGAGACAAACCGACGAGCAAUAUUUAAUUCUGGAUUACGGAGCUAUGUUGAGUCAAUUUUAAAAAGACAUGUGUAUGAACAUGACGCAAUUUGCUUAAAAUGUAGAACAAGAAUUCAACGAGAAAUUCAGGCUAACAAAUUAGUUAACAAUGUGACUGUUGCAGAAAAAAAUAAGAGCAAUGGAAAAAAACAACCAAGCUCUGGAGGCGUCCUUAGUCCAAAAACCAUACAACUUCCUAUAUGUUCUACCACAAAAUCACACCGUAUGUGUAUUGUUUGUAAGAAGCAGAAUUCAAAUAGGCAUAAACUUAUUGUUGUUCCCAAUGAAGCCAAGACACAAACAUUUAUAGACAAGGGCAUCUUUAUAUCCACGAACAGUAGGUGUUGUUCUGAUCAUCUUGUUGGUAAAUACUUCAAGCAAGAGGCUCUGAAAGCAUUAAAGCAUACUUCUCCGUCGACAUUCUUCAACCGUACGGAUGUAAACAACUUGUUGGAUAGAACCAGGUCAAUGCUAAAAGAUGUUGGAAAACUUAAUUUCGAUGUCCAGAUAGCUAUGCUAGAUGACGAUUUUGUUAAUCUCACUGGACUCACCAAACAACAGUUUGACGUUGUCGCCACACAUGUUACAGACUUGAGAAACUCUGAAGUACGCUCAAUAAGAACAUGUCUUGCUAUUCUCCUUGUGAAAUUACGCACUGGAUUAUCGAACACAAUCUUGGGAACUCUCUUCAGCCUUAAGUCCUACAAUAUACGGCGAGCCGUACACUCAGCUCGAGAAUCUCUAAUUAAAAAUUUUGUUCCAUCAUUUUUAGGAUUUAACCAUAUGAGUCAUUCCGUUUUUGCCCAGAGUCAUACAACUCCAACUGCCAAAACAUUGUUUACAGGAAACAAUGAAGAGACAGCUGUUCUGAUCCUAGAUGGGACAUAUAUAUACAUACAGAAAAGUUCAUACCACCAUUCCAGAAGAAAACCUACAGUAUGCACAAAAAUCUACCUUUAG
This is a messenger RNA of Mytilus trossulus (common blue mussel), 1011 nucleotides long. RefSeq lists its product as uncharacterized. Lineage: Eukaryota; Metazoa; Mollusca; Bivalvia; Mytilida; Mytilidae. The record is from RefSeq and is a predicted model, not a curated record. Bases 1 to 1011 code for a protein of 336 amino acids. The transcript has a single exon.